Astyanax mexicanus (Mexican tetra) is the source of this 6527-nucleotide messenger RNA. It is a transcript of the gene cacnb4a, whose product is annotated as calcium channel, voltage-dependent, beta 4a subunit. Gene Ontology annotation, molecular function: protein binding; high voltage-gated calcium channel activity. The coding region runs from base 385 to 1842 and encodes 485 amino acids. The transcript is spliced from 13 exons. NCBI's taxonomy places the organism in Eukaryota, Metazoa, Chordata, Actinopteri, Characiformes, Acestrorhamphidae. The record is from RefSeq and is a predicted model, not a curated record. Gene Ontology annotation, cellular component: voltage-gated calcium channel complex. Gene Ontology annotation, biological process: regulation of voltage-gated calcium channel activity; neuromuscular junction development; calcium ion transmembrane transport.
GUUCUGACUGGAGCUCCCAGUAGCCAAUCAGCAGCCUGCCCCUUCUGCGCUGUCAUCAGGGGCUGUGAUUUGAGGAAAGCUCCACUCUCCUGCACUGAGUGUGUGUAUGUGUGUGUGUAUAUGUGUGUGAGUGUGUGGAAGGCUGAUAAAAUGCCAGGUCUCCGCUGCCUCUGGGGAGAGCCUCAUUGCCAUAUGAUUUGAAGAGAACCAGGAUCGAUGCUCGUGAGAACGUAUCUGUGAAAGGGGAUUGUCUCUUUCUGGCAUCUUUUGCUUUUGGUGGUUUGGAGGUUCAGUUUUUUGCUUGGAAGUCCAACAUCAUUGGUUUUUAGUCUUCUGUAUUAGUCUUAGUUCAUCAGGAAGCACUUCUUGGAAUAUCGUACCUCCAUGUAUGACAAUUUGUACCUGCAUGGCUUUGAAGACUCGGAGGCGGGUUCAGCUGAUUCCUACACUAGCAGACCGUCUGACUCAGAUGUGUCUCUGGAGGAGGAGCAGGUCGGCCGGCCGGAGCGGGAGCAGCAGGCCACUGUGCAACUCGAGAGGGCAAAGGCUAAAGCAGUGGCCUUCGCCGUGAAGACCAACGUAAGCUACUGUGGUGCUCUGGACGAAGAUGUUCCUGUGGCUGGAACUGCCAUUUCCUUUGAUGCUAAAGACUUUCUUCACAUCAAAGAGAAAUACAACAAUGACUGGUGGAUAGGACGACUGGUGAAAGAGGGCUGUGACAUUGGUUUCAUUCCCAGCCCUUUAAAACUGGAGAACAUUCGUCUUCAGCAGGAGCAGAAGAGGGGUCGCUUCCAUGGAAAGUCCAGUGGAAACUCCUCCUCCAGUCUGGGAGAGAUGGUGUCUGGCACCUUCAAACCCAACCAACCUUCUGCUGCUAAACAGAAGCAGAAAGUGGCUGAGCACGUCCCUCCGUAUGAUGUGGUCCCCUCCAUGAGGCCGGUGGUUCUGGUUGGACCUUCUUUAAAGGGAUAUGAGGUGACCGAUAUGAUGCAGAAAGCUCUCUUUGACUUCCUGAAGCACAGGUUUGAUGGCAGGAUAUCCAUUACAAGAGUGACGGCAGACAUCUCUCUAGCAAAAAGAUCAGUGCUGAACAACCCCAGUAAGAGAGCCAUCAUUGAAAGAUCCAACACCAGGUCAAAUCUGGCUGAAGUCCAAAGUGAGAUAGAGAGGAUCUUUGAGCUGGCCAGAUCACUUCAGUUGGUUGUGCUGGAUGCUGACACGAUCAACCAUCCAGCUCAGCUCACAAAGACCUCACUAGCACCUAUUAUCGUCCACGUCAAAGUCUCUUCUCCAAAGGUUUUGCAGCGGUUGAUCAAAUCACGUGGAAAGUCACAGAGCAAGCACCUGAAUGUACAGUUGGUGGCCGCAGACAAAUUGGCACAGUGUCCUCCAGAAAUGUUUGACAUAAUUUUGGAUGAGAACCAGCUGGAGGAUGCGUGUGAACACCUAGCUGAGUACCUGGAAGCCUAUUGGAGGGCGACACACACGUCUCUGAGCACUCCACUUAACCCUCUGCUGGGACGCAAUCUGGGGUCCACCGCCCUCACCCCUUACCCCACAGCCAUCACUGCUCUGCAGGGCCAGAAGAACAGAAACAGCAAUCAUGCCACUGACCACUCUCAAAAUGAGAAGCGCAGUUUGAUGACCUCGGAUGAAAACUACCACAACAAUGAGCGCCAGCGAAAGAACCGCAACCGGCUGUCCUCCACGUCCCAGCAGAGCCGGGACCACUAUCCACUGGUGGAAGAAGACUACCACGACCCCUAUCAGGACACGUACAAACCCCACCGCAACCGUGGCUCUCCAGGGGGCUACAGCAACGACUCGCGCCACAGGCUCUGAGUCUAGCACCCUCCAUAUCUCUACAGCCACAGCUCUGGUGUUUUGUGUUCAGUCCUUUUUCUGAAGUGUAAUACCUUGUAUUCCCUCUGGCACUGGUUCUCACCAAUGGGCUGUGGAUCUUCUGCAUAGAUCUGGGCACCAUUGCCUUUCGUAAUGAUGCUAUUUUUCCAUUUAAAAAAGAUAUUACAACUGAUAGAGGGAAAUUAUGGUACUGAAAUAUUGUGCAGAUUAGGGGCUGAUUAUAGUGUGUGUACAAGUCCAGGUUCAGGUCCAGGUCAAAUGGUCCUCUAGCUCUUCUUGGGUCUUGUUCUCUGUAUGUUUGCAGGUCUAGCUGUUGAGAGCCGCUUGUUGGAGCUCUGAACCAGUGCCAGCAUGCAGAAAUGCCACAGCGCCAAGAGCCUCCAACAAACGCAGAGCCUUCGUUUUGCACGUUUCCGGUAAAGAGCAGAGUGUAACGUUUCAGAGCGACCCAUUGGUACGAUGAUGCUUUUGUCCAUAUGACAUAUGAGAUUUGAAGGUACUCAGGUACAGAACAGAUCACAUGUGCCAAAAUGAUGAGUAACGUUUGCUCUGACCUCAAAUCCCCCCCCCCAUCCUCUAUAAUCCCUGUCCACUACUCAGAGUAGCAUUGUGCAAUUCCUGAAGAACUGUCAAAAAGCUGCAUUCUCUGCAUUCACUGGCUUAUUAUUAUUAUUAUUAUUAUUAUUUUUGUAUUUAAUUUCUACAAAUCUCUCUAUGGAAAAUAUGUCGUAACAACGUUGAAUGCUCGUUCUGUUCUCACGUUCUGUAUUUCUAGUGUGUAAAUCAGAGUUUCGAAUAUUACAUGGUUGUUUUACUUAUUCUGAGACUUGGCAGUAAAACUAUUAGCAGGUUUAUUCAGUAGCACAUGCUACUUUUGUGAAUGGGGACAGGUUAACCAGGCGAAUCCGUAGUUCCAGAGUGUCCUUCAGACCCAGUUUGGGUUUACAGAUGCUUAUUUUCGAAUGAUCUACUAUGUUUGUAGCAGACAAAUGCUAUUGCUCUAUUAACUACACUCUUAAAAAUAAGGAUGCUACAAAAGUUUUUUUUUUUUUUUUAAUAAUGACAUUUUCGGUUCCAUAAAGAACUACUUUUGUAAAAAAUGUGCGAGUGUGUGUGAAGAGCUCCUUUAUUUUUAAUAGUAUACAAUAUGCCCUAUAUAGUACAGGGGUUUUGUUAUUACAAAAUACACUAACAUGCCAAAAGUCAUGGGAUAGCAGUGGUAGUAUAUAAAUGGAUCAUGAAGAGUUACCUCAGGGGGUGACUGUUGAGUGCCCACGUCUGCAUUGUAAAGCGUUGUGAAGCGUUCUAAUGUGAGUAGGCUCGAUAGUGUUUUGCCAGAUGGUGGUAAUAUGUCAUUUCUAAAAUUGUGUCACAGUAGUGUACCUACAUUACCGUCACUUGUCACUAACGUCGCCUAGAUUACCUUCACCAUCACCCACUGUGGAGAGAGAGAGGAGUGGGUGGUAAUAGUAAUACAUACAUAUCAUAGGAUACAAUACUAGCUCCUGUCCCAUGACAUAUGGCAUGUCAGUAUCUGUACCACUAAAGAGUUGUGGUAUUGUUACUUUAUGUAAUAUAAAAAUGCUGCUCUCAAAACAUUCAAGUCAUUAUGCUCCAGAAAUCACUGAUGUUUGAUAAAUGUUAGAUAACACUUUGUGAUGCUGUAUGUACAGUACCGGUUUGGACAGACCCCUCCUCAUACAAUGUUUUUUAUUGUAUUAUUUUUUUUUCUAUUAUAGAUUAAUAUUGAAGACAUCAAAAGUAUGAAGGGUAUGAAGUGUUUGUCAGAUGAUUGAUUGUGGAGGCCCAACACUGUCUAUGUAAUUCCAUAAGAAAGAAAAAAACAUUGAGUGAGAGGGUGUGUCCCAAUGUACUGUACAUUUUACAUAACGGAAAGUGAAGAUAUAGUUUUAAAUGUGAUUUUGCUGUACCUAUUUUUGAUAGAACAAAACCCCACUGGUACGUUUGUUGACAUUAAAUACGGAUUGUGUGUAGAUUAAUGUAGACAAUAACUUUUUUUUUUUUUUCACACACAAAAAAGGUUGUACAGUUAAUAAAUAAAUCUCUUGUUAUAUUAAUAUAGCACAUUCUUUAAUGUGAUUGCACUUUGGGAUUAGCUUGAAUAGUCAUUUUGGUGGAAACCCAGCAAACCUAGAUUGGGCAUUAAAACGUUUAUCUGCAAAAACAUUGUUAGCUAGUAUAUGAGGACUUUUAAGGGAGCAAUAAGUAGAUUUGUACCAAAUAUUAAAAGCAUUAAGCAUCAUAUAUUAAUCUGUCAGCUCUGAUGUUGUAUACUAUCUAUAAGUACCUUCGAUGAAAUGAACGUGGGCCAUUAUUCACUUUACCUGGCAUUGGUUUUAAUGUUAUGGCUGAUUCGGUGUAUAUUAGAAAUUUAAUUAAAUCUCAGUGUAGAAAAAUGUCAUGACAAAUAUGCCUAAAAUAGCAGGCUGCAUUAAUAUGACUCUUCCAGAUGCACUGCAAUAUACAGUACUUUGCAAAGGUUUUAAGGUUUUGAUCUCUGAAAUGAGCAGAAAUUAAUUAGAAUGUCUUCUGGGCAAUAAAUAUCUAAAUAUGUUUUUUUGCUCAGUAAAACAGUAAUAUUAGGAAUAACAUGAAUAACCUUCUUAUACAAGGUAAACGUACCAUUUCUACUGUCCUUUUAAUGAAAUUCAGUUAUUUAUAGUUAUAUUCCAACACCUUUUUUCUGGAAAUAAUUAAUUUUGUGUAAUAUUGCGUAAUGAUGUUGAAUCAGAUGAGCUUGUAAUAAACACAGUCACUGGAGUAGUUCUUCAAAGUUGUUCUUAAAACUCGCUUGAUAAUGUUUUAUUGCAUUUAUGUUUAUUUGUAUCUCUUCUAAUGUGGUUAAUCAUUUUAGUACCAAAAACACCAUUAUUGCUGGGAUAACUCUUCAUAAAUAUUAGUUAAUGUCCUUAACAGUGCCUAAAACCUGUUAAUAUUUCUGUAUCCGCCACAAAUGAUAAGGAUUUCUGUUCUUUUAAAACAAACAUUUAAAAUAAACACAUCCAGAAUAAUGUAGUUUAGUAAAUAGUGCACUCAUUAACUUAAAAACUCUUUUUUUUUUGUAUUUCAAGUUGCAGUCAGAUGCUCAGUACCCUUUGAUUUAAUACAUUUACAAGUCAUGGUGCUAUAUUAUGUGCAGUACUCUUGUGUUAUGCCUUUAUUUUGCCAGUUUUAAUGAAACAUGUUUAAUCCUAUGGCAGAAAUCCUUAUAUGGAAUGAAAACAAUGAAAUGUGCUAAACACAAAUUUACAAAUUGAUUUAUUAAGAGAAAAUAUUAAUUCAAAGUUUUUUUUGUUUUGUUUUUCUUAAAAAUAAGUUGAUUUGUAGUUGUGUAUCUGUUAUGUAUUGUUGGUAUUGCUCAGGGUCCUUGUCAGUCCUUGUUUACACCUGGUCACCUGCAUGCAUAUGAUCUUGGUCUUAAUCUGGAUUACAGUAUAUCUGGAUAAGGCCAAACAACAUAAUGAGGCAUACAAGUGUAAAACAUUCAAAAUGCAUACAAAUCCAAUCACUAAAACCAGUAUAAUUACCAAAUGUAAAUGCUUAUGGUUAAAAUCUUAUUAGGACACAAUCCAGAUACUAACCACAUGAAUUGACCAGGUGUAAACAGGAUCUGUUUUGCUAUUUAUCUAUUUUAAGCUUGUAACAUAUUAUAUGUACAUUUACGGAAUUUAGCUGAUGCUCUUAUCCAGAAUAAUACAGAGUUGGGCCAAUGUAUUGUUAGGAGUCUUGCCCAUGGACUCUAAUUGGUGUAGAGCAGCAUCCAGUAACCCAGACUGGGAAUUGAACCCCAGUCUCCCACAUGAUGUGGUAGCUCACUGGCAGGGGGUGGUGUUAUCCACUGCACCACAUCAACCACAUUCAUCAUUCUAGAACAUAUUUUAGCAAACAUUUCAGGUCCCUAGGUUUGACUUCAGUUACUUAUUUUUUUAGUGUUUAAAAACUAUGACAUAUGUUAUUGCUUUUUGGCUUAUGUUUUACAUUUUAUCACAUUUUUGUUGGACAACUAUGCCUUAAAUCUGUCAUUAUUUGCUUAAUCUUCUUGUGUGAUUUCUGGUUUAACAGUGAUUUAUGUCUUCAUUGCUGAGUCUAAAUAGUAUAAGUAAACCUACUCUUCCACCUACAGUCUUUAUAGCAUUUAGGUUAGAAUGAUAAGUCACGUGAUACUGAGAGAUAAUCUCCCUCGAGAUUCUAUAAUAAAUAAAAUAAAAUUACUUAUUUAUUUUGUAUUCUCUUGCCGCUGCUGCUUUACUCUGGCGUCUCCCCCUUUGCAGGUGGGAGGGGGCUUAUUUUUCUUGUAGGUCACAGUUCAUGCACAUUCAUGAGAGACGGCUGGUUAGUAAUAAAAAAUGGAUGACUAUGUAAUCUAGAAUAAAUGACAACCAUUUACUAUGCAAACGUGUACAGUGCUGCAUGCUAACGCUUUACCUUCCUCUGCAACCUCGCGGCUUCUUUGGAGUUUAGUUAAAAUCGUGGUUUUCUUUCUGAGAGUGAUGCAAAACUGCAUGCAUUCUGUUCCUUUUUAAUGAGUCAGACUAAAGAAAGAUGAGCUGGGGAGGAUGGGGGAUAUCUGUGUACAGAAACAAAUGAAUCAAGCUAUGUUUGUUAAUGUUUUCUUUUGUAAAAUAAAUUUGAUCCUAAAAGAA